UGCCUUGUGUCUGGUGGGUUGCAGGAGGGCGAGAAGUCGAGAAUGCUAGCAGCGCUGCUAGCAAAUACCUCGUCAAUUCCGUGACUAGCUGGACACAACAACAACAAAAAAACCGUACUUUUCAAUGUUUUGAUACUUAAGUUGUUCCGGAAAACAAAACACAAAGGCGGUCUUAGUUUGGGUGAGAUUUUCCGCAUCCCGUUGUAAAGUGUAAUUUGGGAAUUAGGCGACCACGGAAGCCAAAGUGUAUAUGUUGAUAUCUAACGGUUAGCUGCCAGGCUACCUUGCUAGCACAGCCUUUGGGGCAAAUGGCGCUGAAAAGAAUUCAGAAGGAGCUGUCGGACCUGCAGAGGGACCCUCCUGCUCAGUGCUCAGCUGGACCAGUUGGAGAUGAUUGUAAGAGUUCAAUUGCUGUCCCAAUAUAUCUAGGAAUACUGUAUAUGCGUCCAUCAGUGUUUCAUUGGCAGGCGACAAUAAUGGGUCCAAGUGACAGCCCAUAUCAGAAUGGAGUGUUUUUCCUCACCAUCCACUUCCCCACCGAUUAUCCCUUCAAACCACCAAAAGUUGCAUUUACGACAAAAAUCUAUCACCCUAAUAUUAACAGCAAUGGCAGUAUUUGUCUGGACAUACUGAGAUCACAGUGGUCACCUGCACUAACGGUAUCAAAAGUAUUGUUGUCCAUCUGCUCCCUUCUUUGUGACCCAAAUCCUGAUGACCCUUUGGUACCAGAGAUAGCUCACACAUACAAGGCCGACAGGGAAAAAUACAACAAAUUAGCAAGAGAAUGGACACAGAAGUAUGCAAUGUGAGGUUGCCUGUGGAAUGGAAAUACAAAACGAGAACAGGAAAAACAUGUUUAAUUUGAAACCAGAGGCAAAUGAACAGCGAAGGAGUACCAAACAAGCUUGACAACAGCCAACCUUGUGGAUAAGUUAUGCGUGUAUGAAUGCCAUCAGGACUUGAAGGGGCUCCUGGAAGCACUCCCUUACAGAAUAGCGGACACUUAACUCACAGCCUGGACUUUUAAACUGUUACUCCUGCAAUUAUUAUUGCCGCCAUCACACACAUUACUCAUUGUCAUUUUGUUUUACUGCUCAAUGAGCAACAUGUCGGAUGGAUUUUCGCAAAGUUUUACCGCCUUGAUUCUUGGGGUACAGCCUGUGUUCCACUGUAUGUCUUCUAUUACUGUAUCUCCAUGUAUUUGGUGGCCUUUCUGUGUUCUAAUGUUUCGGUCUACGUGCAAUUGAGACAGAAUGUUCCCAGUUCAACACAUUAAUGGUGCAGUGCCAUUACCAGCAGCUGAUCACAUGGCACAUACUGACUCUUAUCUAGCCCAAAACAAUGUGAAAAUGCAACAACAAAGGACUGAUCUAAUAUCACCCUUUUGUGUGGAAUUACGACCUGUAGUGUAAUUGCAGGCACUGCAACGCUCAGAUUACAAUUGGGAUUUUUCUCACACAGUGUCAUUGCUCAUAUACCCUAACAUAUUUCAUAUUGCUGGAUCCUCCUGCACAUGGCCAAGCUAUGUGUUUCCUCCUCAGUACAGUUACUCAGGUAGCCAAACUCAAUCAUCAGCCUCUCAUAAGCAGUGACCUGUGUUGAGAGAAAAUACUUUUACUACAGUUUCACUGCAACCUUUAUGAAUCAAGAUAAUGUAAUGAUCAGUCCUGAUAUCUGUUGUUUUACGAAAGUAUUCAUCUUGUUGGCAGGGGGCCCACCACUGGCUCCUAGCACCCUUUACAUUUAUUUUAUGAACAAAACUUUACAAAGUACAUGCUACUGAUGCUUUUGUGUUGUUGAUGCUCUAAAGUGGAACUGAAGUAAUGCUUUUUCAGGGUAAGUUAAUUUUAGUUUUACUUAUUUUUUUUUUUACAUUUCAGGUGAUUUAAAGAUCAUAAUCAUAACUACUCAUCUGCACAAGUAUAUUUUUUGUGGUAAACCUCAGCAGUUUGUCUGGUUGCAACAUUUGUGUUGUCUUUUUUAAAAUAUUUAGUUUUAGCCUUUUCAUGUUCGUGUCAUCUGAACAUGAUUGGAAUGUGUCAAAAAAAUAACGUUAGUUUGACUAUAAUACCAAUGUUACUGUUGGAUAAACUAGUUAGGAUGUGCUAUUUUUUGUUUUUGUCAAUGUGCUGAUGCUGCCAAUAUAAAGGGAAUUAUUUAAUAGCAUAAAAGGGGAAAUGCAUCAUUGAACCCAUCCAAAAUGGUCCAUAGCAAAGCAUGAAACUAUAGUAGCUUUAUUAGAUUUUAGAUUGCAAAUAUAGUUUCUCAUUGGUAGUUUUAUGAAAAAUUGUCCAAAUGGCAGUAUAACGGUUUGAAAAGCUACACUGAAGUAAAGGUCAUUCUUUCGGUCCAGACUUUGUGUACAUUGUUAUAAUCUGGCUGUUUUCUUUAAAGCUCCACUAACCAAUAGAUACGAUGCAGCCUAAAUCCAUUACUGUUGUGCUCAGUAGGCAGCUUAGCGUGCUUUGCACACAGGACAACUUUCUCUCAGCCACUUGCCAGGUAUCAGGGAUUCAUCUGCCUAAAAUGAAACUUAUAGUCUUUUUAUAUAUAUAUUCAUAUAUAUAUAUAUAUAUACACACACACACGUCUCUGUGUGUGUAUAUGUAUGUAUACCGUACUUCCUUGAAUUGCCGCAGGACAUAUAGUAUGCGCCUGCCUUGAAUUACUGUCGGGUCAAACUCGCUUCCCAAAAUAAUUAGCACAUGCUUAGUAUUACCGCCAGGUCAAACUCGUGACGUCACGAGUGACACUUCGCCUGUCAUCAUUUUCAUAACGGAGGAGGCUGAUUUCGAUACCAGUAAUUUGAAAUCGCGUAAAGGGAAGAAGAUUAAGAGCUAUUCAGUAGGAUUUAAGGUCCAAGCUUACAUCACACUCAAAUUUUUACUGCAUACCUUUGGUAAGUGCCGGAGUGAGAAGAGGUUUCAAAAUAAUUAGCGCAUGCUUACUUUUACUGCAUGCCUUUGUUAAGCGCAGGAGUGAGAAGAGGUUUUAAAUUAAUUGGCGGCAAUUCAAGGAAAUACGGUGUAUAUAUGUAUAUACAUAUAUAUAUACACACACGUCUCUGUGUGUGUAUAUGUAUGUAUGUAUAUAUAUAUAUAUUUGUAUAUAUAUAUAUAAAUGUGUGUGUGUGUAUGUAUAUAUAUAUAUAUAUAUAUAUAUAUAUAUAUAUAUACAUAUACACACUCAGAAGGAAAAUAUCAAGUGUCAAAACAAUUAUUACUGAUCAAUUUCCUUUGUGAAGCUGAAAAAGGUUUUUUUCUAUUAAUUCAGGGCUGCAUCUUAAAUUAUGGAAUUGUGCUUGAACUGUAAUCUUAAGCAUCCACAUCUACACUUUUACUAUUGACAUGAAUAAAAUACAGCAAUGUACUGUU
This is a messenger RNA of Nerophis ophidion (straightnose pipefish), 3374 nucleotides long. RefSeq names its product ubiquitin-conjugating enzyme E2D 4 (putative) (gene ube2d4). Gene Ontology annotation, molecular function: ubiquitin conjugating enzyme activity. The record is from RefSeq and is a predicted model, not a curated record. Gene Ontology annotation, biological process: protein polyubiquitination; ubiquitin-dependent protein catabolic process. The transcript has 7 exons. NCBI's taxonomy places the organism in Eukaryota, Metazoa, Chordata, Actinopteri, Syngnathiformes, Syngnathidae. Gene Ontology annotation, cellular component: nucleus. Bases 309 to 809 code for a protein of 166 amino acids.